This is a messenger RNA of Paramecium sonneborni, 1359 nucleotides long. NCBI's taxonomy places the organism in Eukaryota, Ciliophora, Oligohymenophorea, Peniculida, Parameciidae. The record is from the annotation of a GenBank genome assembly.
AUGUAAUAAAUAUAAUAAUAAUAGAAUGUAAAGGGCUCUAAAAUCCCAUUCGAAUAUAAAAAGCAAAAAUCACUCUAUGAAGAAACUUCAAAUAAUGAUUCAAAAUAUCAAGAUAUGGACAAUAAUAAAUAAAACUAAAAAUUAAAGGAAGAAAUUUAAGAUAAAAGCGAUUAAAAAAGAGAUUAAAGAAAAAAAUAAUUUAUUCAAUUAGAAGAUGGGUUAAGAAAGCCGAAAAGGAACUAUGAUCCUUAAUAUUCAAAUAAAUAAUAAAUAAUAAACAAAUUAAAGGAAUAAAAAAUAUUCAUUCAUUUUUUUAAUUUGAAGAAAUACGAUUCAGUAAUUGAGCUAUAGAAUCAAUUAUUUUACUGUAAUUUAAGCAAUAUGAAUUUGGAUUCUGAUUUUUUUGAAAUUGAAGGGAAACUUUUUAAAACUGACUAUGAUAAAAAUUACAACCCAAAUUUUUUUACAUAAGAAGGAUCAUUUAUUGUUAGUUUGCUUGAGAAAAAAAUUUAAUUAAAAGUUGAAGUUGAAUAAUAGUUAAGAAUAUCAAUUAAUAGAAAUACUUAAUAAUGUAUUGAAAAAAAGAAAACUAAAUCAGAAUUUAGAUCAUAAAGUUUAGUUAUAUCUAAAAUAAUAAUUAUAGAAGAAGGAAAAAUUAUUAAUGAUUGCAUAACUCCAAAAAAGAAAAAGUAACAUCAACCAACAAAACUCUGGUGUAAAUAUAAUUAAUAAAUAAAUGAAAAUGAUGAAAAUAUAUUAAAAAAUGGUAAGUGGUUAACAAGUAGUAUAAUAGAUAGUUUUGUUUCAUAUCUUAAUAUAUAAAGUAAAAUUUAAAGUGAAAAAGAGUAUUUUGAAAAAAAUUAAAAUGAUAAAUAAUAAAUAAAUAGAAUUCUAUUUUUACCAACAAGUUUAACUACCAACUUUGGAAUGUCUUAUGACUGCAAAAAAGCUCAAAAGUUAUUUUAAGAAGAAUUAUAAUAGUUUGAAGAAAUGAAUUACGAAUUAAAUAUUAUAUAUAAAAGAAUUGGAUUUCCUAUUAAUAAAAAUAACUUUCAUUGGUAGUUUCUUUUGUUUGAUUUUGAAAGAAAUCAAGUAGAAUUAUUUGAUUCAUUAUCUCAUAAUAUAGACCAAAAUUUAAUAAAAACUUUGGCGAAAUUAUUGAAUUUAGAAUCAUGUGAAUAAAUUAAAAAUCAAUUUUCAGGAUAAUAAAAAAAUAGUUAUGCUUGUGGAUAUUAUGUUUGUUCUUUUAUGUAAUAUUGUUAUAAUCUAUAAUUUAAAGAAGAUGCAAAAUAUAAUUAUAAUGAAUAAGAAAUUAUAGAAACACUAUUAGAUGUUAUUAAAGAUGAAAUUAAAUAAUGA